AUGGCGCUGCAGCGAGUGUGGGUGCAGGGCGUUCUCAGAAGCUCAGAUGCUGCCUCCCCCGCUGCUGUGCUGGGUGGGCAGGUGCCUACUGGCGCAGGUGGUUCUGCUGCGGAGGGGCGUGCUGCGGAGGGGAGGUUGUACCUGGACGAUGGCAGUGCGGCGGUUGAGAUCGUUCCCGCUAAAGGGGGUUCUCCCCCAUUCGUCGGGUCGUAUGUGCAGGUCAUAGGUGCUCUCUGCACCCGCCCUGCCAGCCCACCAUUCAUCAAGGUGACUGCACUCCCUUUCUUCUCACACCAUUAUUCACCGCACCGCACUGCACUGCACACCAUCGUUCACUGGCCAUGUGCACACCAUGUUCCAUUAUCUCUCUCCGCUGGUCAAAGUGCACUUUUUCCAGGGAUGGGGGCGACGGGGGAUGGGGGGGAUGGGGGGGAUGGGGGAUGGGGGUUGGGGCGGAUUGGGGGGGUGCACGAGUGCUUGUUGUCUAGCAAUCCUCAUAUGCCCAUCGCACUCCCCGUUUACACCCUCUCCCCACUGGCCCAGGUGCACAAGCUAGUGGAUCUGACUGCAAUCCUCCUUCACCGCCCUGUCCCUCUUCCGCCCGGCCCCCCUCUUCUUCCCUCCCGACUCCUCCCUCCUUCCCCUCCUCCCCUUCUUCCCCCCUCCCUCUCAUCCCUCUCGUCCCGCUCUUCCCUCCCCCCCCAGGUGCACAAGCUGGUGGAUCUGACCGCAGACCCCAACAGGGAGUCCCUGUGGCACCUGGAGGUGAUGGAAGCGCACAUCAGGUCACGACCCAAGCCAUGCACGCGAUGA
Molecule: messenger RNA, 813 nt
Organism: Closterium sp. Naga37s-1
Lineage: Eukaryota; Viridiplantae; Streptophyta; Zygnematophyceae; Desmidiales; Closteriaceae
Source: the annotation of a GenBank genome assembly